Messenger RNA from Linum trigynum, 1562 nucleotides. NCBI's taxonomy places the organism in Eukaryota, Viridiplantae, Streptophyta, Magnoliopsida, Malpighiales, Linaceae. The record is from the annotation of a GenBank genome assembly.
CUCUCUCUCCCCUUCCCUUCAUUUUCUUCUUCUUCUUCUUCUUGCCUCGCUCACACUCACCAAUCAAAUUAACCAACUCCCCCAUCUCCUCUCCUCUCUCUCCUAAUCUGUAUAUCUUUCAGCUGGCUCUCUCUAUAUCAUCAUCCCACUUUCUGCCCGGGGUUUCCGAGGAACAAUCCAAACCGUCUCUUCAACUGAUCAUCAAGCCGCGGCCUGCUCUGCUCUCUUACGACAAAUAAACCAUAUAUCUGCCUGCAGGAAGGAAGUAAGGAAGGACAGACGGCGGCGGCCCGUCAGUACCAGAAUAGAGGCCCAAACCAAAUGGAACGCAAGUUCAACAGCAUCAGCUCACUAAUGAUGAGCAGCAGCGAGCUGGUAGAAGAAAACGACCACUCCACGGAAUUAAGUGGGCCUGACUCCCCUCCUUCCGCUUCCAAUAUCAAGAUGGCCUCCACUUCUUCCACUACCACUUCUACUUCUUCCCCUAAACGCACCAGUGGUAAGCGCGGGGCGCAUAAGCGAGUGGUGUCGAUCCCAAUCAAGGACGUGGAAGGUUCGAAGCUCAAGGGGGAGACCGCUCCCCCGCCGGCCGACUCCUGGGCCUGGCGAAAAUACGGCCAGAAGCCCAUCAAGGGCUCCCCUUACCCCAGAGGGUACUACAGGUGUAGCAGUUCGAAGGGCUGCCCAGCGAGGAAACAAGUGGAGAGGAGCCGUGUGGACCCCACCAUGCUAGUGGUCACCUACUCCUGCGAGCACAACCACCCUUGGCCGCCUCCUUCCAGAACCAAUCACCACCACCACCACCACGCCGCUAAAUCCGCCUCCGCCGCAGUUGCCACGCCGGAGACUCCACCCGCCAACCCGGAGUCGCCGGAGGAGGAGGCGGCCACGACGAGGUUCACGAGUUUCGGAGACGAGCCGAUGCUGUCCGCGGCGGAUCACGGCGAGUUCUCGUGGUUUGGGGAGAUGGAGACGUCGUCGUCAGCGAUUCUGGAUAGCCCGAUAUUCUCGGGGAGGGGAGGACAGCUGGCGGAUGACGUGGGCGGGGAUUUGUUUCUGCCGAUGAGGGAGGAGGACGAGUCGUUGUUCGCCGAUCUGGGGGAGUUGCCGGAGUGCACGGCGGUGUUCAGGCACCACCGUGGAUUGGGGAUGGAGGUCCAGAUCUGCUGAUCGUAAUCACUGACGUGGUGACGGCCACUUUUUUUUUUUUUUAAUUUUCAAUUUUUAUUUUGUUUGAUUGGAUCGUCGUCAUCAAUCGCGAGGGGAAGGUGGGGAGGGAGGAUUAUUAAAAAAAUAUUCAAAGGUGUGCGUAUCGUGCGCCAUAAGAAAAGAGAAAAAAAAAGCUUAAAAUAUAAUAAUAUAAAAAUAGUAUUUUUCUUUUGAGGGACGGGCGUACAAUUAUUAAUUAUCAUUUUUUCGUAUUUUUGUAAUUUCGUAUUCUCUUCUUUUUUUUCUUUUUUCGUUUUUAUUUGAGCAAUUUUCAUAUUUUGCCUUGAUUUCAGUGUAAUUGUAGUAGAGAACUGAAUAAAAACGACGGAAGAAAAGAAAAGAGCCCACUUAUC